Molecule: messenger RNA, 420 nt
Organism: Linum tenue
Lineage: Eukaryota; Viridiplantae; Streptophyta; Magnoliopsida; Malpighiales; Linaceae
Source: the annotation of a GenBank genome assembly
CGUCAUACGGGCCCAUCAAGAGCCCAACUGAGAAGAAGCAGAAGAACGCCUCCUGCUCCUCCUGGCUCCGUGGUCCGCAAUCACAAGCCCACCAAACUUCUGGGCCGCCUCGUCACACGUCAUCACCGGCUGCUGCUCCUCCUCCCUGGCCGCCGGUUGAUUGCUCCCGCCGUAGUAGUAACUAGUCGCCUCCAUAGCCGCCGGCACCUUCACCGUCACCGUCGCUGUUCGCGGCCCGUAGUAAACGCAGGGCUGCAGCUCCUUCUGCUGGGUUUGGUGGCGGCUGUGGACUUGGCCGGCGUAGAAGUGUUUGUCGAUCAGCGAGAACCCUUCUUCUCCGAUCAUCACAAGCCUGUCUCCUUGAGGUGCCAUGGAUUUGUGAGGUGGUUUGUUUUUUGUUCUGUUUGCUCUUUUGCUUUG